AUGCGUGGAAUCAACCAUCAACCCUUCAUCGUUACCUGUACUAAUACUGUUUUUCUUGCCAUCCGGAUAGGUGCUCCAGCCAGCUCUGCCUUUUCCGUCGCUGUUGCUAUAGAUUCGAGCGGUUCCAAGAAUGCAAAGACUACCGACCAAACACUGGUCUUCAAUCUUGACAUCCAAGAAUCUUCAGAGGCUUGUAACGAGGCUAAAGUAAGAAUCGACGGAUUCCUGCUCUCUCAAGAUGACAACGGCACCGGCCAGGGCACAUUCGCCUCGCUGGAUGGACACACUGUCACUGCGAGCUGGAACUUCACUUGCAAGGAGCACGUACGACGGGUGCCCUGGGACCAAGACUUGGCAUUGACAAUCAUGUCUUUGGAUGGAGAGGCUGUUCCUGAGACGACCUUCUUCACCAGCUUCAGACAACGAACCCCUGUCAAAGUCUACGACAUUGGGGGAGAUUCCGUUGUUUACACAACCGAAGGCCACGCGCCCACUCGAGUCGACCAAGAAAAGCUUCUGGAGAAGGUGAAGGAAGUCACUGGCCUGACACAAGUCGACGAUGAGGUCAAGGCCGAAAUCAAAGGCAUCCUUUCCAUGGAGCAGCAGAUCAACGAGCUUAGAGAACUCGUUGUGGUCAAGCAGCGGAAAGUAUUGGACGGGCUAGGAAUGAGCCCCCCAGCUUCAGCCUUCAACUUGCAGACAUUUUAUCAAACGGCUAGGCUCGCCUCUUCUACUCUCCGAGGCACCAUGGAGCACUGGGUGGAUUCUGUGCUCGGAUACUCGCCUGAUAAAAAUCACCGCCAUCGGCACCACCGCCAUCCUCACCGCUAUCCCCAUCACCGAGAAGAUGACCUUGUUGUAAGCAUGCAAGUGGAUGGUGAGGGAGGCCAACACUUUUUCUAUUACCGCGAUCGUAAUAGCAACUCUACCAGACUAACACCUGUCCAUUCCCGAAGACACGUCACCUACGCCCCCCUAUUCGCAAUCAUCUUUACCUUUCACCUGGGCCUUUUCUUUAUUCUCCGAUCCAUCCGCCAGCGAAGCCACACACGCCGGGCGAGAAACCUCAGCAACCGCCAACACCGUCGCGAAGCUCGAGCCCAACGCCGCUGCCAAAGGCAAGCCCGCCGAGCCGACUUUAAGCAAAGCAUCCAGAAUUUCCUUUGUAAUUUCCAGGAUUUGUUCCGCACCAAGCACAUUGAACUUAACGAAAAGACAAGCAUGUUGAUCAAUUCACGGGAUGAGGAGGAUGCCACGAUGGAGGACGAGCUUGCGUCUUUCCAGGAGGCAGCCUCUGUAGUCAGUGACAUGGUAGCUGCUGAAGAAGAGAGGAGGGCGGCGAGGAGGGACGAGUCGCUGCCGCCGAGGAUCACUGAGGACGUGAGCCCUCCGGCGUAUGAUGAAGCGAGGGAAAGAUAUGAUGAGAAGAGACCCGAUGGGAAUUGA
Molecule: messenger RNA, 1446 nt
Organism: Trichoderma gamsii
Lineage: Eukaryota; Fungi; Ascomycota; Sordariomycetes; Hypocreales; Hypocreaceae
Exons: 3
Coding region: 1-1446 (481 amino acids)
Source: RefSeq, a predicted model, not a curated record